This is a messenger RNA of Uloborus diversus, 790 nucleotides long. RefSeq names its product nurim homolog. The transcript is spliced from 4 exons. Bases 1 to 735 code for a protein of 244 amino acids. NCBI's taxonomy places the organism in Eukaryota, Metazoa, Arthropoda, Arachnida, Araneae, Uloboridae. The record is from RefSeq and is a predicted model, not a curated record. Gene Ontology annotation, cellular component: nuclear membrane.
AUGUUAAAUCAAAACUUAGUUAUUUUAAUUUGUCUUUUGAUUCUCUUUUUCGUACUUUUAACUUUAGGGAAAUUUGUCAUGUUCUUAUCUUCUCAUACUUCAUUAUCCAAUUCACACUCUCUUAGAAACCAUGAUCCACCAUGGAUUUCUUUGAUUCAGAAUGUGGGAUUACUUAGCAUUUUUAUGCUGCAGCAUACUUUUCAAGCUAAGAAGGCCAUAAAGAAAUUAUUGCACCAUUUGAACUGUGAUGUUUCUGAACGAUUACUUUAUAACAUAGGAUCCUGCAUUGUUCUUCAGGUAGUGAUGUAUUUCUGGCAACCGGUUCAGAGCUGUACAUUAUGGCAAAUACCUACUUCAAAUCAUCCGCUUGCUUGGUGGUUUUUUACUUUAGUUCAUACCAUUUCUUGGUUGAUCAUUUACAGUGGGUGCUAUAUAAUGGAUCUGACUGAACUUUUAGGAAUAAAACAGGUGUAUCAUCAUUUUCAGCAUUGGCCCAAACCAUUGUGCCAAAAAUCCGAGGGCCUCCAGCGUAUUUAUCGACACAUGCGCCAUCCGGGGUUCUCUACUCUACCUGUGAUAAUGUUUGUUCAUCCCGUUAUGCAGUUGGACAGGUUGCUCCUUGCAUUCAUCUUAACAAUUUACAUGAUUUUGCAAUUCAAAGUUGAUGAUAUCGACUAUGCAUAUCAGAAACGAAUGCUCCAGCGGAAGGUUCGCGAUCUGAGUACUGUAAAUUGAUCUUGAUUCUUUUGAAUGCUUCUGUGAUAUCAUCAGUCUCAUAACAAAAAGAUCA